AUAAAUUAAAAAUAGAAUGUGUAUUUGAACAUCUAAAAUUUUUCAUUUCACUAUAUUUAAAUUUAUUCUCCCAAAAAUCUGCUUUAUAUCAUAAAUUUAUUUUACAUCUAAAUUAAGUUAGGAAUUCCUAAGUUAAAGAUGUAAUAAAGAAUGAAGGAUGCAAUUAUACAUUCAAAAUGAAAUGAAGAAACAUAAAGAACCAGAAUUAUCGAAAUCUAUCAAGUUCGAAGGAUUUAGUUCAUAUAAAUAUGAAAUAAAUUGAAUAUAAGGCAGCAUCAAUAUGCUAUUCAGAGGCAUCAAUAACUACAAAAGCAUGAAUAUUAUCUUAGAUUAAACUGACAGUUCAGGAGCUUUGUGGUUAGGAGACUACACUGCAGCAUUCAAUUAAUAGCUCUUGAAAUAAAAGAAUAUCAAAACUGUAUUAACAGUAGCAUCUGGAUUGAAUGUUAAAUACCCAUCUAAUGCCGAUAUUGUCCAUAAAGUUUACAAUAUUCUAGAUAUUGAAUCAUGUAAUAUCAAGAGAAUAUGGGGAGACACCUAUUAAUAGAUAGACGAGGGACUGCAAAAGGGAAGUGUGCUUGUGCAUUGUGCUGCUGGUGUUUCCAGAUCAGCUGCAACAGUUAUCGCCUAUCUUAUGAGAAAAUAAGCAAUGUCAUUUUCGGAAGCCUUUUAAUUUGUAAGAUUAAAGAGAAGUGUAGUUUGCCCUAACUUUGGAUUCCAAAGACAACUCAAACAGUUUGAACGAGAAUUAUAGGGUGGAAAUGGGAAGCCUGACACUGAAAAUACUUAAUAAUAAUCAAUAUCUUAAUAAUAGCAAUAAGCAAUAAAACCAAUUGUGUAAUAGCAAUAAUUAUCAAAUUUAACAAUACAACCUCACUCAGUUCCAAUAUCUGAAAAGAAAUCAACGGUGAGAAGAAAUUAGUUAACUCCAGCUUCUAAAUUCCUAAAGCCAGCUUAUCAGAGUAGUGUUAAGCCAGCUUAAGCUUUAAAAAAGUGAUUUUAUAUUUUUAUUAAUUUUAUCAUCAUUAUAUAUAUAAAUAUAAAUUUCUAAUAUUGAAAA
Paramecium tetraurelia is the source of this 1060-nucleotide messenger RNA. RefSeq lists its product as uncharacterized. Gene Ontology annotation, cellular component: cytoplasm. The transcript has 3 exons. The record is from RefSeq and is a predicted model, not a curated record. NCBI's taxonomy places the organism in Eukaryota, Ciliophora, Oligohymenophorea, Peniculida, Parameciidae. Gene Ontology annotation, biological process: protein dephosphorylation; negative regulation of MAPK cascade. Gene Ontology annotation, molecular function: MAP kinase tyrosine/serine/threonine phosphatase activity; protein tyrosine/threonine phosphatase activity.